AUGCAUGCUGCCAUCGCGCUGGCUGAAUCCGAGGAAACGCGACCUCCACUACCUGCUCGACGAAGUCCGGACAAGGAUAAAUUGCGGCUUGGCUCAUCUAGGAUGCAUAUGGAAAGAAGCCCACGGAAGCUCUCGAGAGUGAAGCCCGAGUCUGGAAAUGUAGCUAGAUCUGGUCACAAUCUACUGCAGUACUUCGCAGGCAUUGCAACCACCCACACUCGCUCGAGGGUGAGGGCUUCAACUCGACGUACCAUUCGUCACAUCCGUGAAGAACCUCUGAGAGCAUCUGGGCGGCUAGGGAAGUACGAGCUUGGUCCCUACGCAUUUGAAGACGCCAUGCCAAACGAGGUGAGGAGAGAUCUGAUGGCAGGGUCGGAGCCGCUUUUUGUCAAUCAGAUUGGCAGGGAUGGUAAAGUGCUCCGGCAGAAAGUGUUCCCCAACCAGACUGCUGGUAUUAUACCAGUGCUGGCCGACUUGUGCGCUCGCCAAUGCAACACAACCGCCGCGUAUCUCUGCCACCCGUCCACUCAGCAUAUUUACAAGGUGCGGUGCAACGGGAAUUUCUGUGGGUAUUGGAACAUCCAGGUGCUGCUGUCCUGGCUGCAGGCCGUGACUCCUGAGGGACCACAGGAGAUACCUAAUGUUCUGCAAAUCCAAGCAUAUAUCCACCAAGCCUGGGACCGUGGAUUGUGUCCACAUGGCGAGAUUGAAACUGGCGGCAUUCGGAACACUCGCAAAUGGAUUGGAACACUAGAAGCCUUGGCAUUCUUCACCCGGAUUGGCGUCAAGGUUGAGGCUCUUGCCUUUGGAGGCAAAGACGAUCGUGCAAACUAUGCCGUAGCCGAUCUGCUGGAUCAUGUCGAAGCGUAUUUCAUGUCUGGUACUGAGGACGCCGAGAAACACGGGACAUCAUUCGUGACGAAUCUGCCUCCAAUCUACUUCCAGCGCCUUGGACAUUCCCUGACCAUCAUCGGCCUGGAGAGGUUGGUUGAUGGCAGUCGCAAUCUGCUCAUGUUCGACUCUUCUUUUGCAACGUCGUCAUCGAUGAAGAGCCUGACUGCUCAGAGGCAAGCUCAUACUUCGCCCGAGAGUCUACUCAGGCCGUACAGAAAGUCGGACUUGUCUUUGACUCGCUGGAAGGAAUUUGAAAUCAUCGUGCCUCGUGCAAGCAUUGCCAACGGCUCGGCAGGCGGUAAGUAG
Messenger RNA from Ramularia collo-cygni, 1200 nucleotides. RefSeq lists its product as uncharacterized. The transcript is spliced from 3 exons. Lineage: Eukaryota; Fungi; Ascomycota; Dothideomycetes; Mycosphaerellales; Mycosphaerellaceae. Bases 1 to 1200 code for a protein of 399 amino acids. The record is from RefSeq and is a predicted model, not a curated record.